Molecule: messenger RNA, 1627 nt
Organism: Anopheles merus
Lineage: Eukaryota; Metazoa; Arthropoda; Insecta; Diptera; Culicidae
Product: glycerate kinase
Exons: 1
Coding region: 1-1515 (504 amino acids)
Biological process (GO): protein phosphorylation
Cellular component (GO): cytoplasm
Molecular function (GO): glycerate kinase activity
Source: RefSeq, a predicted model, not a curated record
AUGAUAAGAUCGUGGCCUCAAUUUGCAAGGAAAAUGUCUACAGCCAAUUGUGCCAGCUUGACCAACCUCAGGGAACUGUUUCUAUGCGGCGUCGAGGCGGUAAAACCCAAAUCGUUGUUUGUUGGCUGCCACAGUUCAGUGAGCAGUGUCCGAGAAAGUUUCCUACACGACCACAAACGCUAUCACGUGGUAGGUUUCGGCAAAGCCGUUCUGGGCAUGGCAGUUCAAUUGGAACGUCACCUUGGGUCGCGGCUAUCGGGAGGAUGUAUUAGUAUACCUACGGGUACGGGUGAACGAUUUGCUGGAGAGGCAGAGUUCACUCUUUCGCCCAGCACUGCGAUCGAUGUGAUCGAGUGUGCUCGGAACAACCUGCCGGAUGAAGGAUCGUUAAUGGCGGCAAAAAAGAUCAAACAAAUUGCCCAAAGCCUGACAUCGGAUGAUGUGCUGUGCGUUCUGGUUUCUGGUGGUGGUUCGGCUCUGCUUUGUCUGCCCAAGGAGUCCAUUACGCUCGAGGAAAAACUGCAGCUAAUCAAAUCACUGGCCACGGCGGGUGCAUCCAUCGAUGAGCUGAACUACGUUCGAAUAGCUCUGUCGGAGGUGAAAGGAGGGCAGCUUGCGCUGGCGGCCGAACAUGCCUAUCGGGUUUAUUCUUACGUAAUAUCGGACAUUGUCGGUGAUCCGGUUGCAUUGAUUGCGAGUGGACCGACCGUAGUUCAGAAAGGAGUGGCUGUGAAUGGGAAAGCGAAAGAGAUUUUGGAGAAGUAUGGCCUGUGGAGUAAACUUCCUGAUUCUAUCCAUAAAGUAAUUGAACAACCAACGGUUAGAGAAGUGAAGGAAACGUACAAUCAUGCCCUCUUCUUACUAGGCAGCAAUGAGGUAGCUGUAAAUUGUAUCGUACAGCAAGCUCAGGCUCGAGAUUGGGAGUGUAUCGUGCUAUCAAGAACGAUCGAAGGAAACGUGAUCGAUUUGGCUCCCGUUUACGUAGAGUUGGCAGCGAUCUUGUACAAUUUAAAAACCAACUUUAUAUCAGAAAACAUUGCCAAAGAAAAGCUCCGCGAGCUGCUUACCCGUCUUCCAUACAGUGACGUCAAAAUGGAAGAAUUUAUAAGUCAAGCAGUUGACGGUAACAAGGAAAAGCCACUACUGAUUGUUGGUGCUGGUGAGCCAACGGUUUGCGUGUCGGGAGGCGGCAAGGGGGGUCGAAAUCAAGAGCUGGCUCUUCGCUUCACGGUCGGUGUGCGAGAGCUGGAACGUGUGCCCGACUCGGUGUGCUUUCUAUCGGCCGGCACGGAUGGUAUCGAUGGCCCUACCGAUGUGGCCGGUGCGAUCGGGGGAGCGUUCGUGGCGAGAGAGUUUGAGGAAACAUUCCACCUGGCAGAAGCGAAAACGUUCCUAGAACGGAAUGAUUCGUACAGAUUUUAUGAAGCAGUUAGCAGCGGGCAAUAUUUCGUAAAAACUGGCCACACAGGUACGAAUGUGAUGGAUGUACAUUUACUGUUAAUAAACCCGCAGUAGGGAAAAUAAACAAACUAUCCCAACCGAACGCAAACCAAACAUGGAAGAUGACUACUACCACCUCCUAGUUGUGAUCAGCACUAGCGAAGCUCAGCGGUCUGCAUUAAUUCAU